AUGCAACAACUCAAUCGUCAGCAGAAGGACCGGGAGAAGAACUUCCAGAAUUGCCAGCGAGUGCUCUUAUGUCUCCAGGCUUUUAUUGGUUUGCAAUUAGUUCUUACAAGUAUUUUCGGGUCUACUGUAAACUUCUAUCUGUUCUAUAAAUUUCUCAAACGAGACGGCAAAGCGAACGGUUUUCAGAAGAUAUGUCUUGUCAAAACACUUCCAAACUUUAUGAUAUGCUUUGCUUUCUUGUUAUGGGUUGUUCCAGUGACUGCUUUGGAUCUAACCUACAGUCAACUGCCAUACAGAUUGAACAGUAUUGUUGGUAGUCUGGCUGGCUCCUGGGCGUAUCUUUUCACUCCUUUCCUACAAGUUAGUCUCUCGUGUAAUAGAUUUUAUGUGCUUUAUUUUCCAUUUGGUAUAAAGAUUUUAAAACGAGUGCCAGUAACAAAUAUUUCAAUUGGAUCUUCCAUUCUUUUAGUAACAUGCGUUUGUUCUGUUGGAUUGCAAGAAACUUGCGGUUACGUCUACGAUCCUAAUUACUUCACUUGGCGUCCAGAGGGUCUUCCGUGUGCUGAUAAAUUAUCAGAAGUUAUUCUCUUCAUGAUAUUUUCAAUUACUUUCACUUCAAAUGCAUUCAAUGUUGGCACUGGAGCACGUCUUCUUGUCAACAAAAUGGUUGGAAUGAAUCGAGAAGAAGCAAGUCGGAGAAGAAAACGAUGGAUGAUCAUGUUCACCCAGAGUGUGAUUCAAGAUUGCUUGCAUUUAGUUGAUAUCAUUAAUGCAACAUAUAUCUGGAAAUUGAGUGAAGAGCUCUGGUUUCAGUUUCUAUUUUUGACAUUGUCAUUUAUUAUUAUUUACACAUUGGAUGGAGUGGUGAUGUUUAUUUUCAAUUCUGAUAUUCAACCUGCAUGGUUUCGAAAAGUGAUUCAAAUGCAACCAGCGAGGAGUAGUAAUGUGAUAAUAGUUGCUUCGAAAGCAUCAACUUCGAAUACGAAUCAAAUGUCUUAA
This is a messenger RNA of Caenorhabditis remanei, 999 nucleotides long. RefSeq lists its product as uncharacterized. The transcript has 5 exons. Bases 1 to 999 code for a protein of 332 amino acids. Lineage: Eukaryota; Metazoa; Nematoda; Chromadorea; Rhabditida; Rhabditidae. The record is from RefSeq and is a predicted model, not a curated record.